CAAACGCAGAAGCGAGCUGAGGACGAAGCAAACAAACCUGGGACUGGUAUGAAGAUGAAGAGAUGCAUUGCUGCUAGCAUCCUGCUGAUGCUCGCCCUCCUCGUCGCCGGCCACCCCUCCGUUACCGCCGACGACGUGGGCACCAUUCUCCUGCCGAGCAAAGGCAAAGACCAGGUGGUGAUGGAGGCGCCAAGGCCGUGGAAGUGCUGCGACGUGACCUCCUGCACCAAGUCCGACCCGCCGGCGUGCACCUGCGAGGACGUGGUCGACAGCUGCGCUGCUACCUGCAAGCUCUGCAGGCCCUUGUCCCCGCCCCGCUGCGUUUGCCUGGACCAGUACACCGGCGAGCCCGGGCCCAAGUGCACGGAGGUGGAUGUCGCCGGCGGCGGUAACUAGCACCCGAUCGAUGCCGUCGAGCGUGCGGAAUGCCUCGUGCUCUAGGCUUCUAUACUAGGUACUUGCUGCUGCAGAGCCUGCUGGUUCACAAUAAAAUUGAUGUCCGGCCUCCUGCUAGGCUGAUGCCGCUAGUGUCUGCCGUAGUGCUGCUAGCCUGUAUGUUUUUGCAUUUUAGUGAAUGAUGAUUUAUUCCGAUUUCAA
Molecule: messenger RNA, 597 nt
Organism: Hordeum vulgare subsp. vulgare (domesticated barley)
Lineage: Eukaryota; Viridiplantae; Streptophyta; Magnoliopsida; Poales; Poaceae
Product: Bowman-Birk type trypsin inhibitor-like
Exons: 2
Coding region: 49-396 (115 amino acids)
Cellular component (GO): extracellular region
Molecular function (GO): serine-type endopeptidase inhibitor activity
Source: RefSeq, a predicted model, not a curated record